Ipomoea triloba (trilobed morning glory) is the source of this 1143-nucleotide messenger RNA. Its product is annotated as probable LRR receptor-like serine/threonine-protein kinase At1g74360. Gene Ontology annotation, biological process: protein phosphorylation. Bases 1 to 1143 code for a protein of 380 amino acids. The record is from RefSeq and is a predicted model, not a curated record. The transcript has 4 exons. Gene Ontology annotation, molecular function: protein kinase activity; ATP binding. NCBI's taxonomy places the organism in Eukaryota, Viridiplantae, Streptophyta, Magnoliopsida, Solanales, Convolvulaceae.
AUGAAGACAAUUCGGGAUGAAUUCAAGGCAAAAAUUAGUCAAGAAUGGAGGGUCAAAACCAUAGCAAGUUCAACGGAGAAUUGGAGCAAAGGGCUGUCCUAUAUGCAUCACAACUGCUCACCGCCAAUUGUUCAUAGGGAUGUAAAAUCCAGCAAUGUUCUUCUAGAUUCCGAGUUCAAUGCCAAGAUUGCAGAUUUCGGCUUAGCCAGAAUGUUGAUGAAACAAGGUGAUCCCAACACAAUGUCCACCUUUGCUGGCACAUGUGGGUAUAUAGCUCCUGUCACCUCACCGCUGGGAGAUGAAACUGGAAUUUUCCGGUGGGCUGUGGCUGAGAAAUCACUCACGAACGAAGGUGUUUAUGGCACAACGAUUGAAAACCGGGACCUAGGCAUGAUGAAGCGUAAAAUGAAGACAAUUCGGGAUGAAUUCAAGGCAAAAAUUAGUCAAGAAUGGAGGGUCAAAACCAUAGCAAGUUCAACGGAGAAUUGGAGCAAAGGGCUGUCCUAUAUGCAUCACAACUGCUCACCGCCAAUUGUUCAUAGGGAUGUAAAAUCCAGCAAUGUUCUUCUAGAUUCCGAGUUCAAUGCCAAGAUUGCAGAUUUCGGCUUAGCCAGAAUGUUGAUGAAACAAGGUGAUCCCAACACAAUGUCCACCUUUGCUGGCACAUGUGGGUAUAUAGCUCCUGAGUAUGUAAAAACUAGAAAAGUGAAUGAGAAGAUUGAUGUAUAUAACUUCGGGGUGAUCCUUCUGGAACUGGUGACGGGAAGAGAGUCGAACGAUGGAGAUAUGGAUUGGUGCCUAGCUGACUGGGCACAAUACUAUGUUGUAGAAGAAAACCCCAUUGAGGAUGCUUUAGAUGAGGAAAUAAAGGAGGCAGAGAACAUAGAUGUGAUGUGUGGAGUGUUCAAGCUAGGGAUCUUCUGUACUGGUAAAACUCCAGCUCAAAGACCAACCAUGGGAGAAGCCUUGCGGAUCCUCCAACAUCCCAGCCCUCUAUCACCAUAUGGCAAAGAAAUAAGUGUUAGUGAGCGUGAUGUUUUACCGCUUAUUAAGUGUUCUAGUAGUGAGGGGAUAUUGGAAGAUGAAGAUCAUUGUUUAGAAAUACAGGAUAGAAACUGUGAAAUUUUGGACUUUAGGCAAUAG